Messenger RNA from Owenia fusiformis, 5190 nucleotides. NCBI's taxonomy places the organism in Eukaryota, Metazoa, Annelida, Polychaeta, Sabellida, Oweniidae. The record is from the annotation of a GenBank genome assembly.
AGCAUUUCUGUUUAUCUGUUGACAUAUGCAGAAGUAUGUGAAGUACAAUUUAAUGAGAAACUAACCAUUAAGCAUUAAAUGUUCAUCUUUCAGAGGUAACAAAAGAAAUGUAUGAACUUGGUUGCAAAAUAAAAGCAUGUGACCAACACACUGAGUUGAAAGAACAGGCAGACCUCAUGCGCCAACUUGGACAAGAGUAUAUCAAAUCAGCAGAGACAUCUGAUAUCUGGUAUGAACACUACAUUUGGUCCUGUGCCUUAUAUAAUGCAGCCAAAUGUCGAAUAAAGAAACUGAUUAGAAAACAAACUGAUGGCACAAACACAGCUCUUGAGCAUGACUUGGAACACAUUGACAAACAGCUCCAGCUUAUAGAAAGCAACUUUGUAGAGAAGUGUUGGGCCACAAAACAUUGCGAACUAUCAACAAAAACCACAACACAGAAGUACAACAAUAUACUUGAAAAUAUACGAGAGUACUCGAACACAACCGUAAAUGACAUAAUUGAGAAAUACAUGGUAGUUGAUGAUGUGACCACAGAAAUGAAAGAGGAAGAUGAAGACAACACAAUAAAGCACAGCAAGGUGUUUUAUAAUGGACUUACACAACAGCUUUUAGAUUUUUAUAAAUCUAUCAUCAAUGAUUGUAUUUCUGUUUUAGGACAUCCCGAUUGUAAGUUUGCAUUCUUAGCACUAGGUUCCCUAUCCCGAAAAGAGGUCACUGCUUAUUCAGAUGUUGAGUGGGCAAUACUGUUUGAUCCCUUAGAUAAACCGGUAGAUCAAAUCAAAACACAACUGCGCAUGAUAGCCUAUUACAUGCAUUUGAAAGUGCUUAACUUGGGGGAAACAUUGUUGAACUGCUUAGACAUACCUGUUCUGACAGAUUAUAACAAACACCUACCCCUUGACAUGAAAGACAAUGACUUUUAUGACAAAGCAACCACCAGGGGAGUUUCUUUCGAUGGGACACAACCUUGGGCUAGCAAGACAGCUAUUGGCAGGAAAUCAGGAGUAGAUCCCAAUAAACCUCCCAGACUUGAACUAAUCAUGACUGUUGAUGAGAUGAGCAAGCUUCAGUUCACAGAUGAAUCAAUCAAAGAGGGCUAUCACCUUAGUGACGUUCUUAUGACAUCAACACUCAUAACUGGAGAAUUUAACUUAUGGAAGGAGUACAAUGAAAAAGUACAUUCCAUAUUAUCAUCCCCAUCCAAAACUAAUCCAGAUGUCACUAUAGGUAGAGAACGGGCAAUAAGAACACUGAAGAAAGAUUUAGAAAAAUACAGUGAAAACCCUCUGUCAUCAGAAUCAUUCACUCAGAAAAUGCAUACAAAACAUGAUAUAUACAGAUUUGCUACAAUCACAAUAAAUAUCCUGAAACUCAUGCAUGGUUGCUCAUCAUUUGCGCCCCUAGAUGUGCUAGAGGAAUUGCAAGGGAAGGGAAUCAUAACUGAAGGGGCAACUAAAGAUCUACAAAUCAUGGUUUGUAGUGUCAUUAAUCUUAGACACAUGGUCUAUGGAAGGUAUAAGCAACAAAAGGAAUUCAUAUCAUUCUUACCAAGUGACUGUCAUGAUGACGAAACAACAGAAGUGAUGCCGGUCAGAAGUUUUACUGCCAUUCUAAGAUUUUUUAACACAUUCAUGCCCUGGUGUGAAUUCCUCAGAUUAAACUUGGAAGUAAGUAACACCUGGGAAUAUAGCAAGACAUACCUCGAAGGAAACAAUGAAGUGAAAGCAAAAUUAUAUAAAAACAUUUUCUUCUUCAAGAGGGCAUUGCAUGCUUAUGAAACAGAGUUAAAGGCACUUGAAAACCAUGAAGGAGGAGAGCAAGAGUUGAAAACAGUUUCCAUACAGACUGAAAUAGGUUCUCUGUAUUUGUCACAAGGCUGCUACUCAGAUGCAGUGCAGCAUUAUAAAAAUAGCCUGAAAAUAAGCAGAAAAAUCAAUGAUGAAAUAUGGGUCUCUGUAUCACUUAACAACAUGGGCCAUCUGUAUCAUAAAAUGGGAGAUCAGAUGAAAGCACUGGAAUAUCAUCAAGAAAGUCUGAAAAUGUAUAGACUAAUCCACAUAGACAGUCCUAACAUACUGGUUGCUAAGUUACUUAACAACAUAGGCCUUGUGUAUAAGAGCCUGGGAGAUCUGACUAGAGCUCUGAAAUACUAUCAAGAAAGUCUGACAAUGAGAACACUUAUCCACGAAGACAGUCCCCACCCAGAUGUGGCUAAGUCACUUAAUAAUAUAGGCCUUGUGUAUAGUGAUCUGGCAAAUCUGACUAAAGCACUGAAAUAUCUUAAAGAUAGUGUGACAAUGUAUAGGCUAAUCUACAAAGACAGUCCCAACCCAGAUGUUGCUUCUUUACUUAACAACAUAGGCUAUGUGUAUAAAAAACUAGGAGAUCUGACUAAAUCACUGAAAUACCACCAAGAAAGCCUGAAAAUGUAUAGACUAAUCCACAAAUACAAUCCCCACCCAGAUGUUGUUAAGCCACUUAGUAACAUAGGCAAUGUAUAUAACGAUAUGGGAGAUCUGACUAAAGCACUGGAAUAUCAUCAAGAAAGUCUGGGAAUGUCUAGACUAAUCUACAAAGACAAUCCCCAUCCAGAUGUUGCUAUGUCACUUAAUAACAUAGGCAAAGUGUAUAAUGACAUGGGUGAUCUGUCUAAAGCAUUCAGAUAUCAUCAAGAAAGUCUGACAAUGUAUAGACUUAUCCACGAAGACAGUCCCCACCUAGAUGUUGCUACUUCACUUAAUAACAUAGGCCAUGUGUAUCAUAAAAUGGGAGAUCAGAAAAAAGCAUUGGAAUAUCAUCAAGAAAGUCUGAAAAUGUCUAGACUAAUCUACAAAGACAACCCCCAUCCAGAUGUUGCUACGUCACUUAACAACAUAGGCAAUGUGUAUCAAAAAAUGGGAAAUCAGAUGAAAGCACUGGAAUAUCAUCAAGAAAGUCUGACAAUGUACAGACUAAUCUACAAAGAUAGUCCUCACAUACAUGUUGCUAUUUCACUUAACAACAUAGGCAGUGUGUAUUAUGACAUGGGAGAUAUGACUAAAGCACUUGAACAUCAUCAAGAAAGUUUAACAAUGAGAAGACAAAUCUACAAAGACAACCCCCAUCCAGAUGUUGCUACAUCAUUGAUGAAAACAGGUAUUACACAUGAGGGAAUGGGUAAGCACACAGAAGCUUUGUCUUAUUACUUUGAAGCUCUAAACAUUGCUCAUCAGUACGGAGGGGAUUCACACCCUGAUUACAUUAAAGCAUUGGAAUUGAUUGAUGAGUGUAAGGAAUGAAACCUAUGUUUCUGCACUCUUAUAUGACACUGACUUAAACAUGAUCAUAUGAACAAUCCAGGACUCCUAACAGAAAAGGAAGUCUUAUAUUUUGAAAUGUUACUGAAAUUCUUGGCUAAAGUCUUAUUUCAAUAUUAAGUAAACAAUUCAGAAACUACUCAACCAAAUUUUAUGAUCACCAUUUUGUUCACCAUUUUUAGAGAUUAAAACCCACUCCCAAUCUCCAAGUUCAUUUGUGCAAAGCCAUAUUAGGUAAUGUACCCAGUCCAUAUAACUCCAUUGAUACUAUGUCAGUUAUAAACCCAUACUGUUUGACACUAGACUGGGAAUAAAUUAGAAACAAAUCUGAGGACACACACUUGUUUUUUCACUUUUUCAUCAUUUAAGAGAUGGAGGUCCACUCUAAUCUUACAGUUCCUCUGCACCAACUGGAUCAUACAUGUAUUAAGUAAGGUAGCCAAGGCAUACACAUAGGCUCCUAUGUUGGUACCCAUAUGGCUCGACUGACACUGACAGACCAAUCUGACAGCCUAGAGAUCUAAAACUUGAAUGAGUUUGUCACAAAUAGAACAGGCUUAUUCUAUGUAGCUAGAACUGGUAUCUAAGUGUCUACUUGUGGGUCAGACUGAAGUUAUGAUCUAUAUUCGUAAAAAUAAUUUACGAAAGGACAAUGUUUUUGCUUCACUCUUCCAUUGAUAACACUACCAUUCAUAUUUUUCAGUCAGCCUCUCUACUUUAAUAGGAGGGAUAUAUCUCUCAAUCUUCUGAUGUGUUCUUAGGAAGACUAAAUCUUUUAAAGCUAUUGGUCUUCCUCUCUUUAAACAAACUAUGCCAUUUCUUUAUAUGUUAUCAAUGAACGAGUAGUCCUAUUAUAAGGGUUAGGCAAUCCUGUUCAUUGAGCUCAGUGACCUCUUUAUUGGGAGUUAUGUACGCAAACAUACCAAGUUUAAGUUGUGGGAAGUAGGUUCCUCAGUAAUGGACAGAUCCUUUUACCAUAGACAUAUAUGAUGUAUACUUGUAACUUAUAAUGUGUUAUUGUAAACUUGUAAUUUCAAGGAAGAUUGAAGCACAACUUGGAUGUCACAAAACACUGAUUAAUGUUAUAGAAUUUGAUUAAUUCAAAAUUAUUUUGUGUAGUGUAUAAUUUUGAGAUUUAAUCAGUGUAGUAAUUUUGACACAUUUAGUUCAAUAUUAAAAAAAAAUAUGCGUAAAAUGAUUAAGAGCUGUGGCUCAAGAGAAAAGUGUUUUGCAGAUACGUAUUAAUAUUUAUACUGUACAAUAAACAAAAGUGUAGCCAGUAUCUAUUAGAUGAGUCAUUUAUACACAGUUAAAAAGGGGCCUGCUUGUGACAAGAUCAUAAAGAUGGUCUUGCAUGAAGUUCUAAUGAAUAACUGUAAAACAUGUUCAUUUUUCUUAGAUGUUAUUUCAAAAAUGUUAUGUGUAACAAAUCAACCAUUUUAUCUUAGAUAUGGAGAAAUUCUGGAAUCAAGAAUUAAUAAUGACUCAAAAAAUCUCAAAAAUAACUUAAUUUAUAAGUUUUAUGCUUAAAUGAAAUGUUUUACAGUUUCUCCCGGGACUUUAUGUAAGACUACAAAAGAUUCACUUGCACCAAGUCCUUGAAUUACAUCCUCAUUUUAGCAAAUACAUUGAAUAAAACAGAGGAAGCUUCACAGACUUGAUGCAUGACUAUUUUGUAUUAUGUAAAAUAUUAUGAGUGUUAUCAGUAUUACGCAUAACCCCCUACUCCACCAUUUCCGCAUGUUUCUACCUGUUCAAGUCCAAAUCUUCCAUUUGCUCCUGUUCCAAAGUCUAUAUAGUUACCAGAAGCACCAGGGUAGAUGACAAAACUAAAUUGAAAUAUAUAUGUAUACUGUAUAUGAAAAUUACACAAAAAUACAUUUUUGGAAUA